Messenger RNA from Racocetra fulgida, 216 nucleotides. Lineage: Eukaryota; Fungi; Glomeromycota; Glomeromycetes; Diversisporales; Gigasporaceae. The record is from the annotation of a GenBank genome assembly.
GCACUUAAAUGCAAUCAAAAAUAUGACAAAAAAGGUGGUGGAAAAAGACUAGCAAAAGAAAUAAUAGCUGCAUUGAUCCGUUUUUUUAUGAUAGAGCAACAUGAUCCUAGUGAUCAAUAUUUUGCAAAAGAUAUGUUAGAUAAAUUGAAUGAAAUGGCAGAAAACAGUGAACUUUCAUAUGAAGUAAUCCCUUCUUUAAAAAAAAUUGAAAGCUGA